This is a messenger RNA of Opisthocomus hoazin, 762 nucleotides long. It is a transcript of the gene EVI2A, whose product is annotated as ecotropic viral integration site 2A. Lineage: Eukaryota; Metazoa; Chordata; Aves; Opisthocomiformes; Opisthocomidae. Gene Ontology annotation, cellular component: membrane. The record is from RefSeq and is a predicted model, not a curated record.
AUGAAGACAAAGAGACAUAGUAAACCACACUUCGCCUUCCCUGUCGGGAUAAUCUUUUCUUUGUGUUUGCAAACAAGUGCAAACCAUACCGGCUAUCCUAGGGUUAUAAACCAAACCUGGAGUCCUAUCAGCCAAAACCUAAGUGGAAGCAGGAACAUAACAGAAGUCAACACAAAUUCUCCUCUGAGCACCAAUUUCAGCAGCAAAACAUCUACUUUUGAAAUGCAGACAGCUACCCUGCAAUCCUUAUCUUCAACAAGGGGCCAAAAUUCAACAUCUUCCCCUGCCAGAAGUGCUGUUUCUGCCAGUGGAGAAUCUAGGAAUACCAGCAAACCCAAGAAUACGAUGACAAAAGAAACAUGUGAAGACAAUAAGUCUCUUAUAUUGAUUUGCUUCAUUGUCAUAGCAGUACUUGUGCUUAUCUGCAUCUUCUUACUUCUGUUGACAGUGGUAAUAGCAAACAAAAUGUCAUAUCUCAAAAAAACUAAGCAAGGAAAACGUAGGCCCAGGAGCAACGGCCAUAUCCUGGCAACCAACAGUUUAUGGCCAACUGCAGCAGGAACAUGGCAGCGGAUGCCCAAGGAGACAACUGGAACCAACUUGGUAAUGCAAGAUUUCAUAUCGGGGAGAGAUGCUGUGAUCCAAAGCAAAACUGAAGACGAAGCUACUGAGAAACUCACAAAAGAAACAGAUAAUGAACAGGAAAACAAAGGUCCAAAGUUACACAAACCCAUUUUAACCAAUUUUGUAGUUGAGAUUUAA